AUGUCAAAUGCAUCUGCGACGUCGUUGGACUCAACUCCAACGCUGUCCACGGCGCCCGCCGGGCUGCUCGUCGUGCUGGCGCUCGUGACGGUGGCUUCAGGCCUCCGAUACCUCAGGAGCGCCAGCGAACGGCGUCCACCUGGGCCGGCGGGCCUGCCGCUUCUGGGCAACGUCCACCAGCUCCCAGUAGACUACCAGUGGCACAAGAUGGCAGAGUGGGGGCGAGACUACGGGGACCUCGUCUGGGCGAGGUUCUUCCGCACCCCGACGCUCAUCGUCAAUUCGAAGGCGGUCGCGAUUGAUCUGAUGGAGAAGCGGAGCGCCAGGUACUCGGACAGGCCGCCGUUCAUACUGCUCAAGGAGCUGCUGGGCUGGGAAAAGGUGCUCAACAACCUCCACUACGGCGACUCGUUCCGCAAGCACCGCAAGUGGCUGCAGGACGCGUUCGUGUCGAAGGAGGCCCUCGCGAGCUACCAACCGAUUCAACGGCGCGAGACCUACACCCUUCUGCUGGGCCUGUGUGAGAGUCCGGAGCUUUUUAUGGAUCACGUCAAGCGGUGGGCCGCCGCAAUGGUCUUGGAGAUAUCGUAUGGUAUGCGCGUCCACUCCCUCGGCGACGAGCUCGUCGUCAUCGCCGAGAGGGCGACUGUGGAGACGAUCAUGGCCGGAAGCCCUGGGUCGAUGAUAGUCGACUUCUUCCCAAUCCUGAGAUACCUACCGAUGUGGAUGCCCGGCUCCGGGUUCAAGCAUCACGCCGCCCGCGCGAAGGUCUUCAUCAGGAGGAUGCUCGACGUCCCCUUCGCAAUGGUGCAAGAGGCCAUGAAAGAGGGAACAGCGAAGCCCUCCUUCACCGCCUCGCUCCUGGAAGAAGCGGCCGCGCAAGGCAUCCUUACUCCCGAGCACGAGGAGGACAUCAAGGGCGCCGCAGGGGUUAUCUACGCUGCCGGCUCUGACACAACGACCACCGCAAUGCGGACGUUCAUGCUCGCGAUGGUCCUCCACCAGGACGUGUACAAGAAGACGCAGGCGGAGAUCGACCGCGUCGUCGGCGCGGGGCGCCUUCCCGAUUUCGAGGAUCGGGAACAGCUUCCCUACCUCGAGUCUGUGAUCAUGGAGGUGCUCAGGUGGAAUGCCCCCGUGCCCCUAGGCGUCCCGCACGCGACGAACGCGCCGGACGACUACCGCGGGUACGCCAUCCCGAGCGGCACGAUGGUGGUCCCGAACGUGUGGUGGAUGACGCACGACCCCGCGGUGUACCCCGACCCGGCCCGGUUCGACCCGGACCGGUUCGCGCGCGCCUCCGCGGCAGACGCCGCGCGGACCGACGACCCGCGCGACGUCGUCUUCGGCUUCGGCAGGCGGGUCUGCCCGGGCAAGGCGUUCGCGGACGCGUCGCUGUGGCUCGCGGCGGCGAACGUCGUCGCGACGAUGGACGUCGCGUACGCGAAGGACGCGCGGGGCGCGGACGUCGUGCCCCGCGCGGAGUUCGUCUCGGGGUUCGUCAGCCACCCGAAGGACUUCACGUGCGCGUUCCGGCCGCGCUCGGACGCGGUGCGGGGGCUGAUCGCGCACAUGAGCGCGGUGAACAUCGUCUCGGCGUGA
Messenger RNA from Epithele typhae, 1602 nucleotides. Its product is annotated as cytochrome P450. Gene Ontology annotation, molecular function: iron ion binding; monooxygenase activity; oxidoreductase activity, acting on paired donors, with incorporation or reduction of molecular oxygen. NCBI's taxonomy places the organism in Eukaryota, Fungi, Basidiomycota, Agaricomycetes, Polyporales, Epitheliaceae. The coding region runs from base 1 to 1602 and encodes 533 amino acids. The transcript is spliced from 13 exons. The record is from RefSeq and is a predicted model, not a curated record.